AUGGCAGACCAAGUUAACAAUAACAAUGUGAAAGCCAACAAUAAUAAUGCUCAUGUGAAUGCACCAGUGAACCGAACCUUGAGAGAUUAUUUUAGGCUGGUCAUGAAUGACAUUUAUUCGAGCAUUCAAAGGCAACAAGUGAAUGCCAAGAAUUUUGAGCUUGAGUCGGCCUUGGUCAACAUGGUGCAGCAAAAUCAAUAUUCUGGUCUAGCUCAUGAAGUCCCCAAUAUUCACUUGGCAACUUUCUUGGAGAUUUGUGACACAAUCAAGAUCAAUGGGGUCAUGGCAGAUACUAUUCGGUUGAAGCUCUUUUCAUUUUCAUUGAGGGACAGAGCCCGGCCUUGGUUUCAAUCUAUACCCCCAAUAAAUGUAAAUACUUGGGAGGAUAUGGCACAGAAAUUCCUCACUAAAUUUUUCCCGCCAUCUAUAACUUCACAAUUAAGGGCUGAGAUCACUAAAUUUAGGCAGAUGGAAUCCGGGCAAUUAUAUGAGGCAUGGGAUAGAUUUAAGGAGAUGCUAAAAAAAUUUCCUCAACUUGGCAUAGAGGAUUGGUUUCAAGUUCAAUUAUUCUAUAAUGGGCUCAAUGGUCCAACAAUAUCACAUAUUGAUGUCGCAUCAGGUGGAACAAGUUUAUCAAAGACACCGACAAAGGCAUUAAUUAUAUUUGAGGAUAUGGCCAUAAAUAGUUGUCAAUGGAAGAGUGAGAGAUUAACGGUGAAAAAGGCAGUUGGGGUUUUUGAAGUAGAUCAAAUAAUGUCACUGGUGGCGCAAAUGUCUGCUUUGACUAAUCAGAUUAAGGGUCUCACUGAAAAUAAAGUAGCGGCAAGUCAAGAAAUAGUGAAUGUGACACAAGCUUCAAGUUCGAAUGGGUUGGUGGAUGAAAAAUAUCAAUAUGUCAAUCAAAACUACAACUUUAGGCCCAACAACAACUUGCCCACUUAUUACCAUUCUGGCCUCCUAAAUCAUGAAACAAAUUUCUAUGCCAACAACAGGAACGUUCUUCAACCACCCCAAGACCCAACUAAACAAAUAGGGGAAAAGCCUUCACAGUCACUUGAAGAUUUACUGAAGACUUACAUAAUGGAGGCUAGAUCAACAUGA
Messenger RNA from Humulus lupulus (European hop), 1101 nucleotides. RefSeq lists its product as uncharacterized. The record is from RefSeq and is a predicted model, not a curated record. Lineage: Eukaryota; Viridiplantae; Streptophyta; Magnoliopsida; Rosales; Cannabaceae. The coding region runs from base 1 to 1101 and encodes 366 amino acids. The transcript has a single exon.